AUGUCUAACGCUGCCGUUCUGGCUGAUGUUGAGAGGAUCUGGAAGGAGCAGUUAACCGACCAGCCGAAGCAGACACCCGAACAAAUUAAGGCAGCCAAGGCUGUUCUUGAGCUAUUCGAGGCGACCUUCACUUAUAACGACUACAACGUUACCCGUCGCCUUGUCUCAAAGGACUAUAAACAGCAUAAUCAAACCGUCGGAACCGGCCAGGAGUCCAUCCUCGAGUUUGCAAGGCGGGAGUGCGCGGAUCCGGCUACGCGGCCACUUUUCACCUAUAAGCGUAUCUUAGUGGAUGGCCAGUACGUUAUUGUUCACCUCUACGUCAACCAGCGCAAUGGAGGCGAGGAUCUUAAGGUUAUUGAGAUCUUCCGCUAUGAAGAUGGCGUAUUUACUGAGCAUUGGGAUGUCAUGGCCCCAAUCCCCCCUGAGUCUGAAACUUCCAACAGCGCCUUCUGA
Molecule: messenger RNA, 456 nt
Organism: Ilyonectria robusta
Lineage: Eukaryota; Fungi; Ascomycota; Sordariomycetes; Hypocreales; Nectriaceae
Exons: 1
Coding region: 1-456 (151 amino acids)
Source: RefSeq, a predicted model, not a curated record